CAGAGAAUGCCGAGGGGCAGGCAUGGCUAUUUCCACGUGGUCAACAACGAGUACAUACGCUGGGCCGAGUACACCAUGGGCGGCAGCGCCAGCCCUACUAUCAAUAGCCAAGGCAACCGCUUUGUUGCACCCGAUGCCGAACGUUUAAAAAAGGUGACAAAGCGCGACGUGUCAGACAAUGUUGAUACGAGUGGUUGGAACUGGAGAACAAAAGGGGACGUGAUGGAAAACGGUGCAUAUUUUAAUGCGUCUGGGAAACAAGGUGAGUCUACAUACUCAAAGGCUUCCAGCGUCAUAGUCAUGCCGUUUUCCACUUCUCUCACCCAAAAUGCUGGUACUCCCCACUGCAAUCAGCGAAACUGCAACUAGCUACCUACCUACGGCUAGCUGCAACUAUGUAUUACGAGUCUUAGUUUAUACUCCUAUAUAAACUAUGUAUAUUAUACACCAAAUAUUC
This is a messenger RNA of Cuscuta europaea, 457 nucleotides long. NCBI's taxonomy places the organism in Eukaryota, Viridiplantae, Streptophyta, Magnoliopsida, Solanales, Convolvulaceae. The record is from the annotation of a GenBank genome assembly.